Molecule: messenger RNA, 564 nt
Organism: Vicugna pacos (alpaca)
Lineage: Eukaryota; Metazoa; Chordata; Mammalia; Artiodactyla; Camelidae
Source: RefSeq, a predicted model, not a curated record
GUUUGUUUUCUUUAGGUGUGUGGAGAAGACACGAUGGAACCAGGCAACCUCACGUGGGUAUCAGAAUUUGUCCUCCUGGGGCUCUCACAGACUCGGGAGCUCCAGCUUUUCUUGUUUCUGGUGUUCCUGUUUGUCUACACCACCACUGUCAUGGGAAAUCUCCUUAUCAUGGUCACGGUGACCUCUGAUUCCCGGCUCCACACACCCAUGUAUUUUCUUCUCCGAAAUCUGGCUGCCAUAGACCUGUGUUUCUCUUCAGUCACUGCCCCAAAGAUGCUGGUGGACUUCAUCCUGAUGAUGCUCAGGUCCCACUCAGGCCAGGCGAGGAGGAAGGCAGCUUCCACCUGCACCACCCACAUCAUCGUCGUGUCUAUGAUCUUCGUUCCCUGUAUCUAUGUCUACUCCCGGCCCUUCACUCCCUUCCCCAUGGACAAGGCUGUGUCCAUCAGCUACACGGUCUUGACCCCCAUGCUCAACCCCAUGAUCUACACCCUGAGGAACCAGGAGGUGCAGGCAGCCAUGAAGAGAUUAAGCAAGCGCCUAGUGAUUUGCAGCAGGAAGUGA